AUGGAGCCUCCCUCCAACGGGGAGUUUUCGGAGAAGACGGAAAAGGCCGCGGUGGUCAGGAUGGUCAUCACCUUGGCGCUCGUCGCCGGCAUGUACGCCAUGCUUAUCGUGUACCAGAAUAAACGCACCAUCACCGUCAAAGGCAGGCGUAUAUUUAACGCGGUGACCACGGCCAUACUGAUUCUACUGGUGAUCAACGUGUUUUCGUCCCUUGGCGAGGCUACGUUGAAUAUUCGCUGGUACAUCUUGAGCCGGCGGUAUCGGCCGGUUAAACAGUCAACACAAAAGGCCGUGCAGAUCGCGUACGCGUCCAUGACCCUAACGUACGGGAUGUCGAGCAACUGGGACAUGGCGCUGUUGAAGCCAGGCAAAAUCUCGAUCCCCGAGCUCAGCAACAUCAGCACGCUGAACCUCGUGGCGCCCAGCAAUAUUCUACAUCAAGGCCAGCAAUACCUCGCCAACAGGUACGGCUUGAUAUCACUAACGUACGGAACGGCGUUUAUGGAGGACCAGCCCGUCCCGAGACAGCUCUGGUACUCGAGCGACCCCGCCGUGUUCUGCCAGGGAGACAACAGCUCCUUCGACGACCCCAACUACGGCCUCAUCAGCGCCGUCUCGAACCGCAGCAUCAACGCCAGCACCAACUGCGACGCCUGGCCCAUCGUCUGGGGCGGCGACGGCGGCAAUGGCAACAUCACGUUCCGGACGGACGACGGGGACCUGGAAUUCUCCGUGCCCUGGCAGGGGUUUCAAAAUCGCGCCACGUUCCUGCUGGACACGGAGCGCGACUGUGGGCCCCGGUGCAGCGUCAUCAACGUGUUCGAGUCCUCGUUCACGUCACCUUGGUUCUACGAGUGCAACGUCACCAUCGGCGCCGUCGCCAACGUGACGCGGGAGAUUGAGCAAGUCGGCCCCGCGCUCGCGCAGCUGGCGUCGCAGAGCAUCGCCCUGCGCGGCUAUACGUACACUUUUACAUCCACCAACGCGACAACCGCCGACGAUGGCGACAGCGACGACGAACUCCAGUACGCCGUGUACCCGGCUGAGACGUACAUAGGGCAGCCCCAGAACGGAUCGACCGAGACCAUGGGCCUCAUCAUCUCGCGCUUCAGCGUCGGCGUCAUCGCCGUGGCGGCCCGGGACAAUGACAAAAUCUCCGUGGACGGGCACGAGCCCUUUGUCGGGGCCGAGCUUACCGUGUCGCACUGGGACUGGGCCAACGCCAUCCUCAUCCUCACCGCCAUCGCUCAGGUCGCCAUGGCCCUCGUCAACUUUUGGGUCACGCGCAAGGUGAUCCUGCCUUCCAACGGCAUCGUCGACGAGGCGCGGAUCUUGCGGCCGAUGAUGGUGGAGGAGGGCCUGUUGCGGACGUCGCGCGCGCGGGUCUUGCCCAAGGUGAAGUCGACGAAGCCCCCGUCGGAGUGGAUAUAUAGGAACGUGCCAAUGGGAGAUGGGUUGUUCGACUUGUUCUUGGAAAUGAAGGUUCCCUAG
Messenger RNA from Parascedosporium putredinis, 1491 nucleotides. The record is from the annotation of a GenBank genome assembly. NCBI's taxonomy places the organism in Eukaryota, Fungi, Ascomycota, Sordariomycetes, Microascales, Microascaceae.